Pleuronectes platessa (European plaice) is the source of this 4879-nucleotide messenger RNA. RefSeq names its product solute carrier family 23 member 2 (gene slc23a2). Gene Ontology annotation, cellular component: membrane. The record is from RefSeq and is a predicted model, not a curated record. Bases 335 to 2500 code for a protein of 721 amino acids. Gene Ontology annotation, biological process: L-ascorbic acid metabolic process; transmembrane transport. The transcript is spliced from 17 exons. Lineage: Eukaryota; Metazoa; Chordata; Actinopteri; Pleuronectiformes; Pleuronectidae. Gene Ontology annotation, molecular function: transmembrane transporter activity.
GUCCACCCGGUGAGAAGCAACCUGUCCGUGCUGCCCGCUCUCUGCUCCCCUGUGUGCGGACACCACCCUCCGGCUUCGAGUAGAGGUUGUGUGGGCGCCUCCUCUCCGGCCGUCGCUGCGCUCCGACAACACGGACCACGGGGGGACGAGCCAACGGUUAGCUGAGUAGGGAAGUGGGCUCCGCGCUCCCUCUCAUCGCGCAGGGAGGAAGACGGCUCACUCGACGAAACAGAAGCUACAACUCAAAAUUGGCAUAUUGGUCUGAACAUCAUUUUCAAAGACAGGCUUUUAACAACGAUCCUUUAAGGAACAUUUCUAUCGGACAUUUUAAGAGAUGCUCCCAGCCGCCCAGCUUGACAAGAGUGAUGGGAUGUGUCAACUAGCAGAUGACGCAGUCCUGGACGAUGUAAUCGGACUGAAGACUUCAUCUGCAUUGUUCACACCAGAGCGAGAUCCAGGCGGGACAAAGAUAGAGGAGGAGGACGAGGACGACAUUGAAUACACAAGGAUGGGCGUGGGGAAAAACACCACCUCCAAGACGAUGGACGGCAGCAGCGAGGGAGGGAAAUAUGAAGAGGAGGGAAAACAUGGAGCUGAUUUCUACCCUAUUCCGGUGGUGGUCAACGGAGUUGGUGGUGCAUGUGGAGACCAGGACACUGAGAAUACAGAGCUGAUGGCGAUAUACAGUAAAGAUAAUCAGGCCGCUGAAAAGAGCUCGAUGUCUGAGACGCUGGACAGCACAGACAGUAUUGAUGCAAGGAGGAUGGAUAUGAUCUACACCAUUGAGGACACCCCACCCUGGUACCUCUGUGUGUUCCUGGGCAUGCAGCACUACUUGACGUGUUUCAGUGGGACGAUCGCGGUGCCGUUCCUCCUUGCUGAGGCGAUGUGCGUUGGAUUCGAUCAGUGGGCCACCAGUCAGCUCAUAGGGACCAUCUUCUUCUGUGUGGGGAUCACCACCCUGCUACAGACCACACUGGGCUGCAGGUUGCCUUUGUUCCAAGCCAGCGCUUUUGCCUUCCUCGCACCAGCCAGAGCCAUCCUAUCGCUGGACAAGUGGAAGUGUAACAGUACAGAUGUUCCCAUGUUUAACAGCACAGAGCUCCUCAACACAGAGGAGAUCUGGCACCCCAGGAUACGAGAGAUCCAGGGGGCCAUCAUCGUGUCCUCCCUGAUCGAAGUGUGUAUUGGAGCACUGGGUCUUCCCGGGCUCCUGCUGAAGUACAUCGGGCCCCUGACCAUCACCCCCACUGUGACCCUCAUCGGCCUGUCUGGUUUCCAGGCCGCAGGCGAGAGGGCUGGGAAACACUGGGGAGUAGCUAUGCUGACUAUCUUCUUGGUGCUGCUCUUCUCUCAAUAUGCCAGAAACGUUCAGUUCCCUCUCCCAGUCUACAAAGCCAAGAAAGGCUGGACGACCUAUAAACUUCAAGUCUUCAAAAUGUUUCCUAUCAUCAUGGCCAUUCUGGUGUCAUGGCUGUUGUGCUUCAUUUUCACCGUGACUGACGUUUUCCCGCCGGAGAAGGACAAGUACGGUUUCUACGCCCGCACAGAUGCACGACAAGGAAUCAUCCAGGCCGCUCCGUGGUUUAAGAUCCCAUAUCCCUUCCAGUGGGGUUUUCCAACUGUAACCGUGGCAGGGGUGAUCGGUAUGAUGAGCGCUGUGGUGGCCAGCAUCAUCGAGUCGAUUGGAGAUUACUAUGCCUGCGCUCGACUCUCCUGCGCUCCUCCACCUCCCGUCCAUGCCAUCAACAGGGGGAUAUUCAUGGAGGGUGUUUCCUGUGUGCUCGAUGGGCUUUUUGGCACCGGAAAUGGUUCCACCUCCUCCAGUCCAAAUAUAGGUGUCCUGGGAAUCACAAAGGUGGGCAGCAGACGUGUGAUCCAGUACGGAGCUGCCAUGAUGCUGCUGCUGGGCAUGGUGGGUAAAUUCAGCGCCCUGUUCGCCUCUCUGCCUGACCCUGUCCUGGGAGCUCUGUUCUGCACCUUGUUCGGUAUGAUCACUGCAGUGGGACUCUCCAACCUGCAGUUUGUGGACCUCAACUCCUCCAGGAACCUCUUUGUCCUGGGCUUCUCCAUUUUCUUCGGUCUGAUGCUGCCGAGCUACCUUAAAAAGAACCCGCUGGUCACAGGCAUUGUUGAGGUUGACCAAGUGCUGAACGUGCUCCUCACAACAGCCAUGUUUGUUGGAGGCUCCGUUGCCUUCGUUUUGGACAACACUAUCCCUGGUACCCUUGAAGAACGAGGCGUCAAGAAGCUGAAGCUCGGCUCUGGUCUCAGCACAGCAGAACUGGAAGGAUUGAGAUCUUAUGACCUGCCAUUUGGAAUGGACUUCAUUCGCAGACACCCCGUCUUCAAGUACCUCCCCAUCAGCCCCACAUUCACAGGCUACCAGUGGGGGAGGCUACAGGAAUCCUGCAGGAACCGAAUGGGACAUGGAGAUGCGGUGAAGGGAGGAGGAAAGGGAGGGGAGGGAGGCGCGGCAACAGGAGAGAGUCGGGUAUAGCCAACGGGCUUAUGGGCAAUGGGAACCAAAGGAUGGUACACUGGGAUAAACAGAUGGGAGAGUGGAGGACAGAAGCCGUGCAGGAUUUGGUGGAAGAAAAUGUGACGCACCAACCCCUUCGUCAUUAUGUGUUUUCUUUAUCUUGUGUCUGUCUUUUUCUGCCUCCCACCACGCAGUUUCUAAAGCUCGCUACAGCAAAUCAAAGCAUGUUACAGGAUGUCGUCACCACACGGAGAUGACUUGGUGUGUGUGCAUAUGUCCACAAUAUGCAGCAAGAGAUGGCGGCACUUUAAUCCAGAACGAGAGCGAUGACUUUCAAACAAUCAAAGCUAAAUGUUCGUGGAUUCACUGACUCGUUAUUACUGCUAACUACUACUGGCCAUGUCAGAUUCUGACACGUUGUUCUACUGAGCGCCCACGGUAGAUUUGAUUAUGUCAAUUGAGGAUUAUGCAAAUUACUGUUACAAAUCAUUUGCCUCAAGACUCAUUAUGCAACAGCAUUAGAGACACAGGCAUGCACAUACACCAACAGCCUCACCAAAAACCAAGUGCAGCAAUGCACGUCGGGGGGGGGGGAUCAUGCAGACCGAGUGAAGUUUUUAGUCAGGUGCCCUUACUCACGCAAAGUGAUUGUGACUUUAUUCUUUUGUUGCACUAUCUGCCUCCUGAGUUCAAAUGUAGAAUGUCACUCCACAGCUCGCUCCCCCGUUUCUUCAGUAAAACUCCUCAGACCCAUUGACCAGCUCGUCUCAUCUCAUGCCCAAGAAACUCACUUAUUAAAAAGAUAUUAGUGCAGAUAUUCACAUGAUCUCCCAUGUGACCGGGCAAAAAAUCCCCAAACCUUCAAGUUUACUGCAUCAGUAUUAUGCAUAAUUUAUUAACGAUACAAAAACACUUGGUUUACCUGAACACACUGCAAAUGAACGGACUCUCAAUUUGGAGUUUUUCUAUACUUCAGUUUGGAAGAAACAAAUUAUUUGUAUCUCAUAACCCUGAAUUAGCUUUUUUCAAAUCUCUGCACGCAAAUUUUGAAACAAGCUUUUUAUAAAGCCACAGUAACAGACAGGUGGCCUCAAAAUAUUAAUAUUUUCACUUCAGGCACGUGUCCUAUGUUUAACAGUAAUGUGUGUUAAGGUAGGGUUUACAAAACCACCACACUAAUUUGGUUUUUCCAUCAUUGCAUUCAGUGAGCCCUUACAUAAUCUUACUCAGAAGUUAGGGUGGUGAUUUUGAGUAUUUAAAUGUAGUAACAGAAGUUUUGCAGAGUUCAUUUAUUUUGUUCUUGUGUGUAUUUGAAGCAGCCCAAUCAUGACUGUUACUGAUGUCAUUAAUAAUAUAUAUAUAUAUAAAUUUUUUCAAUAGUGUACAUUCCUCCUCCCCUCGGGCUCCGUACCCCUCCCACUCAUCUCGCUUUAGUUAGCUCACUACUGAUCUUCAUGCAGGAAUAAAAAAACUGAAAAUCUACUACUAAAUAUUAGUAGCUUAGUCUAAUUGCGAUCUUUACUAAACCAAAUUGUUAAAACUCUUUAAUACCACUUAUUGUUCUUAAACAAUAUACCAAAUUUACUCAUUUUUGAGAACAAAUGUUGCUUAAAAUCUCUUCCCAAAUUUCUCAGCUUUUCAUCUCGUCCGUCAAAGCUAUUUAUUUAUUUAUGAGAAAAAAAGUGGAUGUUUUUAACGAUUGCUUGAAGCAGGUUUAUUUUCCUCUUGUACAAUGUUGAAAAUAUAUUUAUUAUUUCACUUGUUAAUGCCCUGUUUAAAAGAGAAAAAAUUUAAAAAAGUAUGUUUGACGUACUGCUCCUCAAGACACCUCGGCUGAGGUCGGUGCUUUGAGAAACCACCUCUCAUAAAGUCAGUCUCUACUGUAAAAUUUUAAAAAAGUACGCUGCUCCCAUUUCAUUCCAUUUAUAUCACCUUGUUGAUAUAAAGACAGACGCAACACUUGCAAACUGGAUUGUUUAUUCAAUUUUCAGAGUCAGGGCCUUUUUACUACACGUACUGUUUGCACAUAUAAUGGUGCCAAGAUGAUCGGGGUCAGAGUGACCCAUUCCCACUGACCUCAAACCCUCUUACGUCCUUAUACACCUUCAUCAUCAGUGUGAACCUUUGGUGUGUGGUUACCUGAGAACUUAACUGUUUUGUUCAAAAACAUUUAGGGCCUUAGUCUCUGAUAGCAUUGUUAGCUUUAGCCACAUUUAAGACCCCAUCUCUCUAUCUGUUACACUCAGGAUUUGACCAUUUUGUGUGAUGUCACUAAUGUCUAGUGUCUACCUGGAAUGAUACAAUUUACAAUGACAACCCUGACUAAAUAUUAUUGUGAGCACAAUUUUCAGUUUUCCUUAUCAGAAUGCAGUUCCAGUGAAGUCAGAUAAAGUGUUU